UUGAAGUAAAUGCAAAAAUAGCUAAUGCAAGUCUUUCUCAAGAAACCGAGAAUAAAACAAUAAAAUCUGAACAUGUCGUACGUGUUAUCGGUGGAAAUAUUACUACUUAUAAAGAUGAACCAGAAUGGAUCAAAUCGCUUGAUGACUUUCGAACAUGGAAAAUAAUUGAAUAUGAUGAAAUUUGUCCAAUAUUUGAUUUAUUGGAUAGUAAAUUGCGAAAAGAAGUUUUAGAGGCUUUAGGUCAGAGAAUUUUAGCAG
Racocetra fulgida is the source of this 258-nucleotide messenger RNA. Lineage: Eukaryota; Fungi; Glomeromycota; Glomeromycetes; Diversisporales; Gigasporaceae. The record is from the annotation of a GenBank genome assembly.